This is a messenger RNA of Nerophis lumbriciformis (worm pipefish), 8323 nucleotides long. The record is from RefSeq and is a predicted model, not a curated record. Lineage: Eukaryota; Metazoa; Chordata; Actinopteri; Syngnathiformes; Syngnathidae.
AUAUAUAUUAUUAUAUAAGCUAUUCCUUACUAUAAUUUCACUAAUAGUAAUUAUUACAAGUAAUAUGAAUAAAAACAUCUAUACUAAUAUAUACAUGUAAUUAUUUAUUAAAUAAUAUACCAUUAUUAAUCAUGCAUUUGCAGUUAUUCAUAACAACAGAUACAUAUUGUAUAUUUUAAUAAUAUACAUGAAAUGAUUUACAAAAAUGAAACUAUAUAAUCAACAUGUUUGGGAGAUGUAUCACUUUUAUAUUUUCUUCCCAAUUGAAAUGUGCAGGUUAUAAAAGAUGGAAAUAUUAGGAGGGUGCGUUCACUUCCUGUAUCCACUCCACACUCGCUCCUGUCUCACAUCAGUCCUGUCUCACAUACACUCGCUCCUGUCUCACAUACACUCGCUCCUGUCUCACAUACACUCGCUCCUGUCUCACAUCCACUCGCUCCUGUCUCACAUACACUGGGCUUUGAAUUGUACUCCAACAUCUCAGGCAUAUUUCAUCCACUUCAGUUUUUCAAUUGAAGCUUUAAUAUUUAUGUUCCUCGUGGAUGUAGCGCCGAAUCAAAAGCGGAAUAAAACCCAAAAUGUUUGACAUUUCUGUAGCAGGGAAUAUACACUAUAUUGCCAAAAGUAUUGACUCACAUGUGAACUUGAAGUGCCAUCCCAUAGGGUUCAAUAUUAUAUUAAUAUUACAGCUUCAACUCUUCUGGGAAGGCUGUCCACAAGGUUGCAGAGUGUGUUUAUAGCAAUUUUUCCACCAUUCUUCCAAAAGUGCAUUGGUGAGGUCACACUGAUCCCAAAGGCGUUCUAUCGGGUUUGGGUCAGGACUCUGUGCAGGCCAGUCAAGUUGAUCCACACCAGACUCUGUCAUCCAUGUCUUUAUGGACCUUGCUUUGUGCACAGUCAUGUUGGAAGAGGAAGGGGGCCCGCUCCAAACUGUUCCCACAAGGUUGGGAGCGUGGAAUUGUCCAAAAUGUUUUGGUAUCCUGGAGCAUUCAAAAAGUUCCUUGCACUGAAAAACAACCCCACACCAUAAUUCCUCCUCCACCAAAUGUCACAAUGCAGUUCGAAAUGUAGCGUUCUCCUGGCAACCUCCAAACCCAGACUGGUCCAUCAGAUUGCCCAGAUGGAAAAGUGUGAUUCAUCAGUCCAGAGAAGGCGUCUCCAUUGCUUUAGAGUCCAGUGGUGAUGUCCUUUACACCACUGCAUCCCACGCUUUGCAUUGAUGUAUGGCUUAGAUGCAGCCGCUCGGCCAUGGAAAGCCAUUCCAUGAAGCUCUCUGCGUACUGUACGUGGGCUAAUUGGAAGGGGACAUGAAGUUUGGAACUGAAAGUCUUUGCACUAUGCUGACCUCUCUGUCAGUUUACCUGGCCUACCACUUCCUCCUGGCUGAGUUGCUGUUGUUCCCAAACUCUUCACUUUUCUUAUAAUAAAGUUGACUUUGGAAUCUUUAGGACUGGAUUUGUUGGCAUCCUAUGACAGUUCCACGCUGGAAAUCACUGAAAGCGGCCCAUUCUUUCACAAAUGUUUGUAGAAACAGUCUCCAUGCCUAAGUGCUUGAUUUGAUACACCGGGCCAAGUGAUACUUUUGGCAAUAUAGUGUAUGUGUGUGUGUUUGUCUUCAUGUUUACUUUCUAGAAGCUGCCAAACUGCCCGAUGUACUUGUUUAUAUUCCACCAGUGCUGUUUGCUUCAUGCCAACGAUUGUGCUCAACUCACUUAAAUGAUGCCUGACUGUUGCCACGGCGACCAGGCGAGUACGUUGUGGAUGUGAGUGUUUGUCACCUGGUUACAGGCAUUCUGUUGGUUUUUUUAAUAACCAAAUUUUUGAUCAUUUUCCCUUUAAAGAGAGAUGUUUUUUUUUGGUGGUGAAAACAACGGAAUAUAAAUGCAAUCUCCCUUAUUGGCCUGUGGAAGACUCGGCCUGUAAUUCCCCCAUGUUGCGCCCUGAUGUUGCGCCCUAUGCUGACACAAAUAAACGCCAGGGAGGACAACUUGUAUAUUCCAAAAAAAAAAAAAGAAGAAGAAAAAAGCAUGACAUUAAAUGGUGCGAGUCCUGGGGAAUGAAGUGAGAGUCAAAAGCCAUCGAAACAGCAAAACUGUUGUCAUUUUUCUAAUAAUCACGAGAAUAAAUAGUGCCGAGUCUGCACCUGCAUGAUGAUUAUGUGCAACAAAAACUAUUAUUCCCUUUCCUUGAUGAACACGGAGUCAAGUAUUUGAACGGUUUAGUGUUAUUCCAUGUUCUUGUCUAAUAACUGCCAAAUAAACGCAUGUUUUUGUGUUGAUUCGCUGACAGAAUAUCAACUUGCAUUAUUGCCUCAUCCCUCACUUCUAGCCUGGUGAGUGCGGAAGAGACAGAGAUGCCACCUAGUGGUCGUUUGAGCACACUGAAGGGAAGUGCGUCAAAAGUGGACAUAGACUUGUAAAGGACAUCAUGUCAUGGCUGGCUUGACUUUACAAUCAUUUCUACAACUCUUAUUUGUUUGUGAUAGAGAGAUCGGAGCACAGGACUUUCCUCCAGAAGGUCUCAUCUAUGUCCACACCACCAUGCUUGACGGUAGGCAUAGUGUUCCUCCAAACGGACAUCACAUGGGCAAAGAUAAGACCUUCUGGAGGAAAGUUCUGUGGUCAGAUUACAUAAAAAUGGAGCUGUUUGGCCACAAUACCCAGCAAUAUGUUUGGAGGAGAAAAAGUGAGGCCUUUAAUCCCAGGAACACCAUGCCUAUCGUCAAGCAUGGUGGUGGUAGCAUUAUGCUCUGGGCCUGUUUUGCGGUCAAUGGAACUGCUGCUUUAAAUGGGACAAUGAAAAAGGAGAAUUACCUCCAAAUUCAAGUCUUUUAACGUUUAAAAAAAAAAAAAAACUACUUUUCCCAAAAUUCCCACAUUUUCAUGAAAUGUCCCAUUGAAAUCAAUGGGACAUUUUUCAAAGUUUCACAAUUUUUCAUCCGAUUCAAAACGUUCCAAAUCCAAAAUAUUUUUAACAUUUUUUAAAUUGUGUGCUCUCCAACAAUUUUUUUUUUUUAAAUUCCCGGAUUUCCAAGAGAACUCUCAGUUUUCCCUAUUCAAAAUGAAUGGGACAUUUUUCCCAAGUUGCACCAUUUCCACAUUUUUCAACACAUUCCACCUUCAACACAUUCCACUCAUCCUGGACAUUCAAACUAUCAUUUUGGCCAAGUUCAAAAAAAUUCCAGGAUUUUCCAGAAUUCCAGGUGUUGCAAAGCCCUAUUUUCACCCUUUUUUUUGGCGACUACUUUUCAACCGUCAAAUAAUUCCUCUUAAACAGGACAAAAAAACGAAGUUGUUUGUUGAACUGGAAAAAUUCCCACAAUGCAACUGCUGCUUUAAAUGGGACAAUGAAAAAGGAGGAUUACCUCCAAAUUCAAGUCUUUUAACGUUUUCAAAAAAAAAAAAUGCCCACUUUUCCCAAAAUUCCCACAUUUUCAUGAAAUGUCCCAUUGAAAUCAAUGGGACAUUUUUCAAAGUUUCACAAUUUUUCAUCCGAUUCAAACCGUUCCAAAUCCAAAAUAUUUUUAACAUUUUUUAAAUUGUGUGCUCUCCAACAAUUUUUUUUUUUAAAUUCCCGGAUUUCCAAGAGAACUCUCAGUUUUCCCUAUUCAAAAUGAAUGGGACAUUUUUCCCAAGUUGCACCAUUUCCACAUUUUUCAACACAUUCCACCUUCAACACAUUCCACUCAUCCUGGACAUUCAAACUAUCAUUUUGGCCAAGUUCAAAAAAAUUCCAGGAUUUUCCAGAAUUCCAGGUGUUGCAAAGCCCUAUUUUCACCCUUUUUUUUGGCGACUACUUUUCAACCGUCAAAUAAUUCCUCUUAAACAGGACAAAAAAACGAAGUUGUUUGUUGAACUGGAAAAAUUCCCACAAUGCAACUGCUGCUUUAAAUGGGACAAUGAAAAAGGAGGAUUACCUCCAAAUUCAAGUCUUUUAACGUUUUCAAAAAAAAAAAAAUGCCCACUUUUCCCAAAAUUCCCACAUUUUCAUGAAAUGGGACAUUUUUCAAAGUUUCACAAUUUUUCAUCCGAUUCAAACCCUUCCAACUCCAAAAUAUUUUUAACAUUUUUUAAAUUGUGUGCUCUCCAACAAUUUUUUUUUUUAAAUUCCCGGAUUUCCAAGAACUCCCAGUUUUCUGGGACAUUUUUCCCUAUUCAAAAUGAAUGGGACAUUUUUCCCAAGUUGCACCAUUUCCACAUUUUUCACAACACAUUCCACUCAUCCUGGACAUUCAAACUAUCAUUUUGCCAAGUUCAAAAAAAAUUCCAGGAUUUUCCAGAAUUCCAGGUGUUGCAAAGCCCUAUUUUCACCCUUUUUUCUGGGGACUACUUUUCAACCCGCUUCAACCGUCAAAUAAUUCCUCUUAAACAGGACAAGUUGUUUGUUGAACUGGAAAAAUUCCCACAAUGCAACUGCUGCUUUAAAUGGGACAAUGAAAAAGGAGGAUUACCUCCAAAUUCAAGUCUUUUAACGUUUAAAAAAAAAAAAUGCCCGCUUUUCCCAAAAUUCCCACAUUUUCAUGAAAUGGGACAUUUUUCAAAGUUUCACAAUUUUUCAUCCGAUUCAAACCCUUCCAACUCCAAAAUAUUUAACAUUUUUUAAAUUGUGUGCUCUCCAACAAUUUUUUUUUUUAAAUUCCCGGAUUUCCAAGAACUCCCAGUUUUCUGGGACAUUUUUCCCUAUUCAAAAUGAAUGGGACAUUUUUCCCAAGUUGCACCAUUUCCACAUUUUUCACAACACAUUCCACUCAUCCUGGACAUUCAAACUAUCAUUUUGCCAAGUUCAAAAAAAUUCCAGGAUUUUCCAGAAUUCCAGGUGUUGCAAAGCCCUAUUUUUACCCUUUUUUUUGGCGACUACUUUUCAACCCGCUUCAACCGUCAAAUAAUUCCUCUUAAACAGGACAAAAAAACGAAGUUGUUUGUUGAACUGGAAAAAUUCCCACAAUGCAACUGCUGCUUUAAAAGGGACAAUGAAAAAGGAGGAUUACCUCCAAAUUCAAGUCUUUUAACGUUUUCAAAAAAAAAAAAAUGCCCACUUUUCCCAAAAUUCCCACAUUUUCAUGAAAUGUCCCAUGGAAAUCAAUGGGACAUUUUUCAAAGUUCCACAAUUUUUCAUCCGAUUCAAACCCUUCCAACUCCAAAAUAUUCAACAUUUUUUAAAUUGUGUGCUCUCCAACAAUUUUUUUUUUUAAAUUCCCGGAUUUCCAAGAACUCCCAGUUUUCUGGGACAUUUUUCCCUAUUCAAAAUGAAUGGGACAUUUUUCCCAAGUUGCACCAUUUCCACAUUUUUCAACACAUUCCACUCAUCCUGGACAUUCAAACUAGCAUUUUGGCCAAGUUCUAAAAAAAUUCCAGGAUUUUCCAGAAUUCCAGGUGUUGCAAAGCCCUAUUUCCACCCUUUUCUUUGGCGACUACUUUUCAACCGUCAAAUAAUUCCUCUUAAACAGGACAAAAAAACGAAGUUGUUUGUUGAACUGGAAAAAUUCCCACAAUGCAACUGCUGCUUUAAAUGGGACAAUGAAAAAGGAGGAUUACCUCCAAAUUCAAGUCUUUUAACGUUUUCAAAAAAAAAAAAACCCGCUUUUCCCAAAAUUCCUACAUUUUCAUGAAAUGUCCCAUUGAAAUCAAUGGGACAUUUUUCAAAGUUCCACAAUUUUUCAUCCGAUUCAAACCCUUCCAACUCCAAAAUAUUUUUAACAUUUUUUAAAUUGUGUGCUCUCCAACAAUUUUUUUUUUUUUAAUUCCCGGAUUUCCAAAAACUCCCAGUUUUCUGGGACAUUUUUCCCUAUUCAAAAUGAAUGGGACAUUUUUCCCAAGUUGCACCAUUUCCACAUUUUUCAACACAUUCCACUCAUCCUGGACAUUCAAACUAGCAUUUUGCCAAGUUCAAAAAAAUUCCAGGAUUUUCCAGAAUUCCAGGUGUUGCAAAGCCCUAUUUUCACCCUUUUUUUCUGGCGACUACUUUUCAACCCGCUUCAACCGUCAAAUAAUUCCUCUUAAACAGGACAAAAAAACGAAGUUGUUUGUUGAACUGGAAAAAUUCCCACAAUGCAACUGCUGCUUUAAAUGGGACAAUGAAAAAGGAGAAUUCAAGUCUUUUAACGUUUUAAAAAAAAAAAAUGCCCGCUUUUCCCAAAAUUCCCACAUUUUCAUGAAAUGUCCCAUUGAAAUCAAUGGGACAUUUUUCAAAGUUCCACAAUUUUUCAUCCGAUUCAAACCCUUCCAACUCCAAGAUAUUUUUAACAUUUUUUAAAUUGUGUGCUCUCCAACAAUUUUUUUUUUUUUAAUUCCCGGAUUUCCAAGAACUCCCAGUUUUCUGGGACAUUUUUCCCUAUUCAAAAUGAAUGGGACAUUUUUCCCAAGUUGCACCAUUUCCACAUUUUUCAACACAUUCCACUCAUCCUGGACAUUCAAACUAUCAUUUUGCCAAGUUCAAAAAAAUUCCAGGAUUUUACAGAAUUCCAGGUGUUGCAAAGCCCUAUUUUCACCCUUUUCUUUGGCGACUACUUUUCAACCGUCAAAUAAUUCCUCUUAAACAGGACAAAAAAACGAAGUUGUUUGUUGAACUGGAAAAAUUCCCACAAUGGAACUGCUGCUUUAAAUGGGACAAUGAAAAAGGAAAAUUCAAGUCUUUUAACGUUUUUAAAAAAAAAAAAAAAGCCCGCUUUUCCCAAAAUUCCCACAUUUUCAUGAAAUGUCCCAUUGAAAUCAAUGGGACAUUUUUCCCAAGUUGCACCAUUUCCACAUUUUUCACAACACAUUCCACUCAUCCUGGACAUUCAAACUAGCAUUUUGCCAAGUUCAAAAAAAUUCCAGGAUUUUCCAGAAUUCCAGGUGUUGCAAAGCCCUAUUUUCACCCUUUUUUCUGGGGACUACUUUUCAACCCGCUUCAACCGUCAAAUAAUUCCUCUUAAUCAGGACCAAAAAAAUGAAGUUGUUUGUUGAACUGGAAAAAUUCCCACAAUGCAACUGCUGCUUUAAAUGGGACAAUGAAAAAGGAGGAUUAGCUCCAAAUUGUUCAGGACAAGCUAAAAUCAUCAGUUGGGUGUUCCAACAGGACAAUGACGUCAAAAGUGGUAAAGGAAUGGCUAAAUCAGGCUAGAAUGAAGGUUUUAGAAUGGCCUUCCCAAAGUCCUGACUUAAAGGUGUGGACAAUGCUUAAGAAAAAAAAAGUCAUAUGUCCACUGAUGUUUAAAAACUCUACACUUGAAAUCUAUUUUACGUUUCCCCAAUGACUUUUAUUGUGAAAGAUGGUGGACGACUGGCGUAAACACUCCACAAUAUAUAAUAAAUACACGGAGCAAUAUUGCCCCCUUGUAGAACUGUGCCGUCACAACUCCCUCCUCCAACCCAUAGCAGUCCUGUCUUAAACGUGUGGACAAUGCUGAAGAAACAAGUCCAUGUCAGAAAAGCAACACAUUUAGCUGAACUGCAGCAAUUUAGUGGUCAAGUAGAAGCUUGUGGAUGGCUACCAAAAGCGCCUUAUUGCAGGUAAACUUGCCAAGGGACAUGUAAGCAAAUAUUAACAUUGCUGUAUGUAUACUUUUCACCCUCACAUUUUCAUAAUAAAUUCAUAAAAGAAGCAAACUUCAUGAAUGUUUUUUGUGAGCAACAAGUAUGUGCUCCAAUCACUACAUCACAAACAAAUAAGAAAUGAUUGUAAAGUCAAGACAGCCAUGACAUGAUGUUCUUUACCAGUUUAUAUAGCACUUUUCUCUAGUGACUCAAAGUGCUUUACAUAGUGAAAGCCAUGACCUAAGUUCCAUUUAAAGCAGCGGGGGCGGGGGGGUGGUACCAAAAGUGUCUCGCCCAAGGACACGACGACAGGAAGCGGGGAUCAAACCUGGUACCCUCAAGUUGCUUCAGGCACACGCAGGAUUCUCACAGGAGUGAGGGGGGAAAAGACAAGCUGACAUUAGUGUAACUGUGGAGAGUCAAAGUGUUGUCAGUGGUUGUGAUGGAUGAAAUAAAUCAUUGUGUGUUGUUGUUACUUCACGUGAAUGAUCAUGUGUGAUGAUUUAUAUCCACCGUCUGGAUCGUCAUGUGCUGCUUGAAAAAAAUAAAUAUAUAUAUAUAUAUAUUAGAGUAAUAACGCUCUUAAAUAGGCCAUCAAAUUAAAGUGUGUAGUUUUGACUGAGACAAUAAAAGUGAUAGUCAUUCUUUGCAUGGAUGUUACAUUUGUUGUCCCUCACACAAACUCAUGAUUGAAAUGAAAAGACCUUCAAACUGGAUUUGAUUUUGGAUUUUUUUUUAGCGCCGCCCUUUUAUGACAUGUCUGACUUCUUGUGUGGAAAAAACACUAAUAAAGGAACACAAAUGCUGUC